Symbiodinium natans is the source of this 1596-nucleotide messenger RNA. The record is from the annotation of a GenBank genome assembly. Lineage: Eukaryota; Dinophyceae; Suessiales; Symbiodiniaceae.
AUGGAGCCAGCCGCGUCCCAUCGGCUGCCUUUGACCCCUGCCGCCCUCUCCACGGGCCGGCAGCACCGGCCCAGGCCCGCACUAGCGAGAGCACGGCCGGUGCAGCCUGGGCUUUUGUCCCGCAAGGCUCCUGAUGUCUCUUCCUUCCAACCAGCGGUGUUGGCAGCUGCUGCGACAGUGGCGGUGCAGAAGUCCCGGCGCCUUCGCGCAGUGGCUGUUCCACUGGAGGCCCCGCCAGCUCCUUCGGCUGCCAAAGGUGCAGACGACGGUGCGGAAGACGGUGCGGACGACAGCCUGGCGUCGAAGGUCAGGGGCGACUUCCCGGCGUUGAGCACUGAGGCCUACCCAGGAGUGCCCCUGAUUUACUUGGACUCUGGAGCGACGUCUCAGAAGCCCACCUGCGUCUUGAGGGCGCUGACCGAUUACUACGAGCACUCUGCCAAUGUCCACCGGGGCGCCUAUGCCUUGGCUGAGCGAGCCACAGAGGCCUUUGAGCAUGCCCGCAGCUCCGUGGCCACCCUAAUAGGGGCCGGUAGCUCGCAGGAGAUCAUCUUCACUAGCGGUGCCACAGAUGCCAUCAACCUGGUGGCCGAAAGCUGGGGCAGCCCGAACCUGGGCCCUGGUGACGAGGUGCUGAUCACAGUGAUGGAGCAUCACUCCAACAUUGUGCCAUGGCAGCUUGCAACGCAGAGGACAGGAGCAACCCUGAAGCACGUUGGAGUUACGGAGGAGGGAGUUCUUGACAUGGAAGAGUUCCACCGUCUGCUGAGCCCACGCACAAAGAUGGUAGCCUUCGUCCAUAUCUCAAACACGCUGGGCUGCAUUAAUCCAGUAAAAGAGAUCGCGGAGGCAGCGCAUGCUGUGGGCGCAAAGGUACUCCUGGAUGCUUGCCAAUCCGUUCCGCACCUAAAAAUCGAUGUACAAGAUCUUGGCAUCGAUUUCCUGGUUGCCUCCAGCCACAAGAUGUACGGCCCAACCGGCGUCGGAUUCUUGUGGGGCCGGCCAGAGAUUCUGGAGGCCAUGCCACCUUGGAAGGGCGGCGGGGAGAUGAUCAAGGAGGUUCACAUGGACGAGUCCUACUAUGCAGACGUGCCAGCGCGCUUUGAGGCCGGGACACCUCCCAUUGCCCAGGCCGUUGGGCUGGGUGUUGCCUGCGACUACCUCCUUGAGCUGGGCAUGGACCAAGUGGAGGCCCACGAGCAGAGCUUGGCAAAGUACUUGUGGGAGUCGCUCGCCGCCAUCCCGGGCCUGCGGCUCUACGGGCCCCCUGCUUCUGCUGGACCACGGGCUGCCCUGGUGGCCUUCAACGACACGGAGCCAGACGUUUACCCCCAGGAUCUCGCCGGUGUCCUGGACGGCGAUGGAGUGGCCAUCCGCGCGGGGCACCACUGCGCGCAGCCGCUUCACAGGGCUCUGGAAGCCACCUACGGAUCCGCCAGGGUGAGCUGCGCCUUCUACAACACGAAGGAAGAGAUUGACAAGUUCGUUCAGUCCUUGACAGAUGCGCUCGAGAUUGUCAGGGCGGGCGAGGCCUGCGUCUUUGACCCGGACGACCCCGAAUCGUGUAACUGCUCUAGCGGGAGGAUGCGAUCCUGA